CUUGAUAUCGCGAUCGUUUAAAAGGAUGUCUGGAAAGUAGUUGCCACAUUUCGGUGUACUCUAAUAGUACAUGUUUAUGUGAAGCAAGACCGGAAUGAGUUUUCUGGGCUGGAGUAAUUCUAGUUGUUUAAAUGUUUCACGAAAUAGCAUUUGUUCAGGUCGCAAUUGGACUUUCAGUUGUGUUCUCGUGAUUAUUUGUGCCUUGUCUUUACCGCAGAUUACGUACCAGUAAGUAACCCUAGCUCAACUUAUGAUGACUGUUCGAUAUUAUAUUGAGUACCUAAAAGUCCUAAGUAUUUAUUAAUAGGGGUUGCAUUAUGAAAUACAGUAAAUAGUUGUAUGAACUUCAAUAAAUACUUCGUCAACAAACGUGUGAAGCUUAAAGCAACCAUAUGGAGCCAAAGAUGAUAUAGUGCAUAUGUUUGUUCCUCUCAUUCCCACCUUCUAUAUACUCUUUAGCCUCACGCUUUUGCUGAUCAUGGUGGUUUGAAGGUUAUAAAGGUUAAUAAACAGAUAAACGCUCAAGAUUGAUCGUUACUUAUAAGAACUGGUGACCCUUGUUGAUUGCCGUGAUAUGUGGUACUGUGACAGUCCAGCCUCCCUUCUAGUUUAUCAAUAGAGGUAGAUGGUUUGAAACUCGACACUACCCACUCAUAUUAACCUCUUAAAACCAACAUAAGUGUAUAUUAUCAGUGAUUACACUCUGAUCUCUUUUAUUGCGAUGUUUUCUAAUCGCUGUCUUUUCCAAAGUUUCUAGUAUUUGGACCGUAUCUAAGGCUACGUAGUCCUGUCGGAUGUUCAGUUUCAGUUACCCAAGCGAAUAUUGGUGCAGUUAUCUAACGAAAUGGGAUCUUAUAUUGAUGAGGAUACUGGUGAUAAUUCAAACAUCUCUGAAAUAACACUACAGUCGGACACUUCUAUGAGUGAACAACAAAAUGCUCGUAUGUAUCUUUUCCCUGUUUAUUCGAGUUGCUAUUACUGCGAUUAGUAUUUCAUAAUAUUUUGCUCUCGUUUUAAUGGUGUGAUCGGCAAAAAUUUUGUCAACAUGUGCCUAACUUCACUAAAAUUUUCACAACAUUGUCAUAGAUUUUAUACGACUCACAUAAAAGUACAUCUCUAUUGGCGAACUGUCAUUAGCAUACGUAUCCGUUCGACUCCAAAGGUCUCGAACACAGUCGUUUUUAAUGUAUUUGAAAAUACUUCGUGCUUUGAAAAAUCAUGUUUGCUAAUGAUAUUUUUUUAACGAGUGAUUUGGCGUUUGGAUUGUGAUCGCACAGCCUUCCUUCAUUUGUUUAGUUAUUCUAUGGCAACGAGCAUUCAAGAAGGUUAAGUCAAUAGACCUGGACUCAUGGAGCAAUCUACCAUGGGAUAAAUGUCCUGUUCGAUGCGCCCUCAGACACCGGUACAGCGCAAUCAAGAAGAAAUGGGUUGUGGAUGAAGUGCAGAUCAAAAUGGAAUCAGAACCGUUCGACCGUGGAGCAAUGCGGGAAUGCUUUAGAAUGUACGUAUAUAUUUAGUGUUUUCACUCUUAUGUCUACACGUUCCGUACUUUCACCUAUUUUUAUUCGUACUACUGAACAUAGUCUAACAAAACGCAAUCUUCUAUUUCACCAUCAAAACUGAUUGCUUUCUCAAUAACUUCUGUAGGAAAAAACAGAGUCAGAGAGCAUCAGGUACUAAUGACUGGCACCAUACGUCAAAUUAUGUGGCCAAGCGAUACAUAGCCCCUACAGACAAACAGAUAUACUUUGACGAUGUACGUCUACAAAUGGAAGCAAAGUUAUGGGGUGAAGCUUUCAAUCGCCAUAAUCCUCCCAAAAAGGUGGAUAUCUUCCAGCUGUCUAUUCUCGAAUUGUCUCCUGACAGUUCUGUUGGUAGUGAUCAAUUAGAUUUUUCACCAGUAUUUUUUCAUAUUGAACGCUUUAUGGAAGGAGAAUAUCGUAAAUACAACUCAAAUUCUGGCUUCGUUGAUGAGUGCUUACGUAAUACCCCACAGACCUUUAGCCACUUCACAUUUGAACGUUCUGGUCACCGAUUGUUAGUAGUAGAUAUCCAAGGUGUUGGAGACUUGUACACUGAUCCUCAAAUUCAUACAUCAGAUGGAGUGGGCUACAAUGACGGCAAUCUAGGUACGCGGGGUAUGGCUUUAUUCUUUCAUAGCCAUAGAUGUAAUCCUUUAUGUAAAUGGCUGGGAUUGGCCCAAUUUGAUUUAGCACCCUCUGAAUUAGAUGAGCCAAUGCAGUGUCAACAAACUGACCAAAUUCCACCUAACCCCUCAGAAAAAGAAGUCAAUCAAAUUGACCUGAGUAUAUAUGGGAUGUUUCGCAAAUCGAAAUUUCGUCGACGCACAAUCAGUCUAAAUAAUCAGAUGUCCUGUAAAUCUCCGUCUCACUUAUAUGGUCCGACAGUUGUUCGUUCAUCUGAGAGCAUGCUCAUGUCGGCACUUUCUGAAACUCGUCGUCGUUGUGCUAGUGUCUCACUUUGUGAUCAUCCUAAAUCUGUGGGACAAAGUUCGGAUUGCGUAUCAUCUUUCCAUUCAGUAGGUGACGGCCUUUCGUUCGACAGCCCUGACGCUCUGAAGCUUCGUGAAACAUGUCUAAAUCCCCCUUUCCAGCUAUCAAGCCGCCAACUUUCACCUGAUUUAAAUAUAUCUGGUCACGGACAGAGCUGUCCACAACCAAUGCAAAAUUUCAGUUCGGUUGUCCCCAAGCAACCGGAUUCGAGAAAUCGUGCAGCAUCUGGUGACUCAGGAUAUGUUGGACGAAUUAAUUUAAUCCAACCUUGUUCCGACCUACCUGUUAGUAGAUCUCACGAAAGCGCUUCUGGAUUCGAUCAAAACUGCAUGGAUUUUUGUGGUGAUUCUACCUCAGUUGAUUUACCAGUACGUAUAUCUCAAUCUAAUGUCCUGGGUAUGCGGUCCUUAGAAUCUCAUCCUUUAGUGGAUGAAGCCUUUCCUACGGGAUCAAAUUAUUCAAUUUCCAAUCGUAGUAUCUUUAUUUCCAAAAGACAGCGUAAUAUUAGUGAAUCUAGUGAUGUAGAUGCGGAGGAAUGUCAUCGUGUGCCAGGAAAUUUGUUGUAUCAACUAAUGCAUGAAAAUCACAAACCCAGUUGUGCCGAUCAUCCUACAAACUUGGAUCAAGAAAUUGGCCAUUCCAUUCUUGGGCAAGUAAGUCCAAAUUAAAUUUAUAAAAAUUAAAGAAUAAGGUAUAUUCCUUUUUUAAUGAAACUUAUCAUACACAAUCCGAUACUUUGUCCAAAGUUUCCUGGAAUUCAGUCAAAUCUUCCUGAUAAAGUUAUCUGACAAAUAAUCAUUCUUUCAAUGAAUUUGUUAAAUAAUGCUCAUAAUGAAAAUUAAAAUAUAAUUUAUGUUACCACAUUAUUUAAGCAAACCGUCCAUUGGUUGUCGUCUUAACACUUUAUCAGCUAAUCUGGGAUUGGUUAGUUGUUAUACUUCCAGAAACUAUGUGAGGAUCCCCUUUUUGUUCAUUCAUUUCGGAAACUUUCACACUAAAAUGGAACUUUAUUCUAAUGAUGAAUAUUUCCUGACCACUUCAUGCCUAACACCGUCUAAGUCUAUGUGUUGUGAGUUAUUCUUCUGAAAAUCCCCAUAAUUUUGUCUACAAAAUGGUCUUCGGUACAUUCAUUAAAUAUCCAUUCAGCUUAAAGGCCCGUCAUAUUUGUUUUGUAUAUUUAUAACAUAUACUCUAAAUCAAAUGUUUAUGUUUUCUCCUCAUCUCAUUGAAGUGAUUAAACUAGAAAGACUUGUCCCAGCUUCUUUUGUUUAAUUCAAAUGGUAAUCACUUUUAUACUUCUUACUGAAAAUAUCUGGAACACUGAAAAACAUAUGUGAAUCAAAUUUGGUAAAAUCUUUCGAAGAAUUUUCUUUCUGUCUUUACCUUUCUUCAUGAUUAUAAAGUUUGAAGGGUGAACUCAAAUUCAAUCAAUAAGUAAUAAUAUUUGAACCACACAAUUUUUAUGAUGUUGAAAAUAUCACAAUUUUAGAUCGUUUACAAGAAAUGUAUUAAUAAAAUGUAAGUACAUAAUUAAGAAGCAAGCAAUGAAUUAGAUUUCAGUAAAGAUUGUUUAGUCCAAAUAAACGUUUCUGGUUUCAUCAUCUUUCAUUUUCUUUCCCUGAGCAUUUAAAUUUUUCCCCUCUAGUAGAUUUGUUCUACUAACUCAUUAAAACUGUUAUUCCAAUUAUUUGUAAUGAACUAAAAAGUGAAGCUUUCUUUUUUAUGAAAAAAAAAACAGAUACAUCAUGAACUUGCUAGACUUCAUGAAGCUGGACGUUUCAUUCCAAAUAAAGGUCAAUGGUCACAUGUAGGAUUAAGAGGUGAAGGGAUUUUCAACAAGGACUCUUGGGAAGUUAGUGAGUUCGAAGAAUCACAUAACGAAGCAACUAAUGACCCAGUAACUUUGAUCGAUUGGUCAGCCGUCCUAUUCCAUGAAAGUCACGCUGCUCAGCUAGGCUGUCUGGAAGCCAUGAUAGUCAUGGCACAUUAUUAUCUUGGUUUACCAACUCAGCUGCUACUGGAGUGCCCAAUAAAAGUAAGUUAUUUUGUUUCUUAACUUACUUUUUGUGAGAUAUUCAUAAUUAUGGAAUACCAAUCACAGAUCUCUCAGUUUCAGUUUCCGACGGACUUGAAACAAAGUAUCUCAAUGUAAGACGUUAUAAUUUUCUGCAAUAUAAUUUUACACUAUAUUCCAGUUACCCAUUUCACCAGUGUGUUUACUUCGAAUACCUUUGCUUUCAGGUUUAUUUCUAGUAACUUUAACACUCGUAGCAUACAAGUUACCGACUCAAAUGGAUAUCAUACGGUUGUAACAGAACUCAUUUAAGUUGGACUUCCAUUUAUCUUCUAGGGGCGAUGCUAAGAUAAUGUUAUUUUUUAUUUAUAGACUGAAGUUUUAGUCGUAAUAAUCCCAUCUUUAUCCUGGGUCAAAAGAACCUGUAUGUAUGCAGUAAAUUUUGUAAGUUGUAUGCAAUUGUCGCUUUGUUAGUGAUCCAGUUUUAGAGAUCUUGCUUAACUGUCAUGUUCUUUUUUUCUGACAACGAUGAUGAAAGUUAUCUUCCGAAAUCUAGACUGCUUUUAUCUCAAUAUGAUCAGUUUCAUUACCUAACGUAUCUUUAUUUAUCCCGUAAUAUAGUAAUCCAUGUGAAAUUUCUACAUGUAGCCUUAGCACUCAAAGCCCGUUACGUUAAGAAUUAUAUGUCAUAUAAACUUGCUAAUUUUGAAGUUUGUUCCCUAAACCACUGGUCCACAUAGUUAUAGCUACACUCAUUACUAAAAUCUGUAGCUUACUGCGUGAAAUCGAAGUCUUACAGGUUUUCUGUAUUUUAUUUCUUGUGAUAAGGACGACUGGUGUAAACUAGGUUUGCUUUCUAUCUUGAAGUUGUAUUCAUAUCUCAUGUUGUAAAUGUAAUUUAUGUUGAUUCUAAAAAUCAGUAUUUAGGUACUUUUAGCUGAUUUACGGUCCUUCAAACAUACAAUUAACAAAUAUUUAAAUACUCCACCAUCUUAACCUUAUGUUUAUUAAUAAAUCUUUCGCUUAUCAGCCGGAUCCAAGUGAUAUACGUAUUGGUAUCGAUCAUCUUUGGCGUGCUGCAGAAGGUGGUGAUCGUCGAUGCAUGAUCCUUCUCGCUCGCUAUCUAGAUUUGUCAGUUAAUUUCCUAAAUCCAGGACAUCAACUCAACUUCAUAACAAAUUCGCGUGACAUAUUUAUGCUUCCUGCCUUACAAUCGUUUCUUAACAACGAUAGUCAUUCAUUACUUCCCUCCAUAUCCCCUGAUUCUUGGUCCGAAGCUAUAGGGUGGUAUAAACGAGCAGUCGAUAGCGCGGUAGGUUCAUCCGCUUCCAGUGAUGGAUGUACAGAUGAAGGUUUAGAUGCUGAAGGUCACUAUGAUGCUGCUGAAGAUUUGUUGCCUGUUUAUCGUAUCUUGGCUCGUAUGGCUGAAAUGUAUUCUGUCGGUGGCUUCGGUCUUAAGCAAAAUUUUUAUUUAGCUGGUAAGUUUGUACUUGUAAAAUUUGAUAUUUUGCGCUGUAUAACAAAGUAAGUAGUAGGGUUUGUCAAUGGAUACAGUAUACUAGUAAUAAUUAUUAGUUCGUCCACCUUGUUGCUUUAAGAAAAUCAAGUAAAGUGAGAAUAGCAUGAUUUACAGAAUAAAAUGAAUUCAUUUUAUUUCGAGACUUCUCAUCAGGUACAAAUCACUUAAAGCUACGAUAACUAAUAUUAUUAUGAACAACGUUGUUCAUUCCUUAAUCAAUAAAAAGAAGUUUAAAGCAAAACAGAAAGACAUGGGAAAUGGGAAGAAUACAAGGUAUAUUCUACACAGUUGUCAAGAGUAAACAGUAUUUAUAUGUUAAAAGUGAAGCCAUAUAAUGAAUUGUGUUUUGUCAUAAGUAAUGAUCAGCAAACAAAAUGAAAAACGUCAACAAAUUAGUGGUCUUAAAGUCAAGCCACCUAAUUAAUAUAAAAUGGAUAGCUUAUGUAAUAGAUAAACGUUACACCACUAUAAUUAUUUUGCAUGGCAAUUAGUUUACCACACUUAAUGUGUGCAGAGGUCUGGCCGAGAACGCUUGAUGGUAGUAGCCUCCGCUUAUUAUCUUGAAUGCCUUUUUGAUAUCUACUUAAUGUUCACUGUACAUUAAGUGUUCAGUCAUCUCACUUAUAAACACUACUUCCCUUCGUUUCGAACUCCACCUGAUUAACUAAUGUAUGGAAAAUUUUGUUCAUAAUACUACUAGUAAUCCUAACUUCAAGUCGCUCUCGCUUUAUUCAAGUACUAUUGCUUAGAAAUCGGAAAGUGUCAUAGAUCAGUUUAUUCGUUCGAAGCGACUUUUUUGUUGUUUUUAGUUUACCACUGUAGUUAAUAUAAUCAUUAUUUCUUCCUCUUUUCUUCUGUUAAAUUCCUGUGUACUGAAGUAGUGUCGAGACCUAGACUGUUCUAUAUGUAUGUCAAAUCCUACGUUGUAUUUUUUACCCAGUGAUUUUCAAACAAACGGUCUUCUCUAGAUGUAUAGGCUUGAAAAAGAUCUAACGAAGAUAUAAGUUGUAUAACAGUUUGGUUCAGUCUAUUUCUUAAUAUUUUCAUCAAAUAUCUGCCAAUUAAUUGUUCCUCCGUUAUGAAUAAUUAAGGCUAUGCCUAUAGUGUUAAAAAUUAGUUACCUACUUAAUGUUCUCCGCGUUUACUUUAUAGCUUAAAGACUAAUUAAUAUUCGUCUAUGUAGUCGCUGUAGUUUUCAUUACAACUUCUACUGUGGGUAAGUGUUCACCCAGGACAUUGGCAUAACAGUCUAUCCCUACAAGUUUAAGACGUAAAAUUCUGAAGAAUAAAAUGCAAUCAAUAGCGUUUAUUUUUCUAACCUUAAUUGUAUUAUUUUUUCCUCUAAGAACUUACAUUGUAACCAUAUAAUUUAUUUUGUUUUUGGAUUUCCUGUCAAGUUUUCGUGUCCAAAAUAAAUCUCAAUCUUAGCAAUAUAACGUAAAGAUGACUUAAAACCUUUUCCCCUCACUUUAAUUUAUUUUGCUUUCAGGAGAUCUAUUCACUCAAGCUGCAGAAAUUGCGUCUGGUUCACUACAGGGUCGUCUGGCUGCAAGAUAUUUUGAGUUAGCAGAUGAAGCAUACUCAUCAAGUGAACAAAUCACAAACUGAUAGGAAGUUUAUUUUGACUUCCUAGGCGUCAAAAGGCAUGAUUUAACAUGCUCUAUCCCUGGUGUGCUGUUUAUACAGUUAUAAACAUCAGUACUUGUAUUAUUUUUUACUCUUUUGUUCGUGUAAUGUAUUUCUUACGAUCCAUAACACUAGUUUUGGCACUAUAUUGCAGUUCUUUCUAUCUUACAGUCAUCCGGUUGUACUACUUUUGUUUUGCUUGUUAUAUUUUAAUACACAUUUUUCAUUUAUAUCAUUCUGCACUUAUCUUCGGUUUUUACUACAUGUUCGAUCAAUUUUUUACGAAUAGCUGCUGUUUCUAAUUACAUCUAAUGCUAUUACGUUAUUAGCUCAGUUUGUAGUUUACUCAGUGAAAAUUACAACCUGUGUUUCGUUAGUUUCAAGGAUUCUCGUUAUGUUGAAGAUGUAUUACUUACUUACGCCUGUUACCCCUCGUCGAGGAGUAUAGGCCACCCACCAGCACUCCCCAUCCAACCCUAUCCUGGACAAUUCUUUCCAGUUGCUAUUCAUCCUCUGGAUGUCUGCUUCCAAUUCUCGGCGCAUCGUGUCCUUUUGCCUUCCCCUUUUCCGUCCCGAUUCAGGAUUCCAAGUUAGGGCUUGCCUUGUGAUGGAAUUUAAUGGUUUUUGUAAUGUGUGUCCUAUCCACUUCCAACAUCUUUUCCUAAUUUCCUCGUUAGCUAGUUCGUUGAGUUUGUUAGUUUCUCGUAGGAAGGCUGUAAUGAACCAUUGUACUGCCGUUUCCCCAGCUGUCCAGUGUUUCUUUAGCCUCAGUUUCAUAUUGGUCACAACCAGGUGGUGAUCUGAAGCUUUGUCAGCUCCUUUCCUGGUUCUCACGUCCGCCAUUGUCCUUCUGAAUUUUUUAUUGAUACAAAUAUGAUCUAUCUGGUUCUCCGUGUUGUGAUCCGGUGAGACCCAUAUGGCUUUGUGUAUGCGUUUGUGUGGGAGUGUUGUGCCGCCUACAACCAAUUUAUUGAAUGCACAUAGGUUUCCAAAUCUCUCCCCAUUCUCGUUCCUUUCUCCCGGUCCGUGUCGUCCCAUGAUAUCUUCAUAUCCGGUGUCGUCUAUUCCGACUUUGGCGUUUAGAUCUACCAUCAGGAUGGUGAGGUCCUUUCUCGGGCACUUCGCUAUGAAUGAUUGCAGCAUCGACUAGAACUGAUCUUUAUUGUCGUCGUUGCUAUGAUUGGUGGGUGCAUGACAUUGGAUAACAUUCAUCGUGAUUCCCUCCUUUGUUUUGAAGGACGCUUUUACGAUUCUGGAUCCGUAAGAUUCCCGUCCUAUAAGUGUUUUACCUACUCCUUUGGACUGCAUCAGAGCAACUCCCUGGGUGUGUGGAGCAUUUCCUUCUUCGUGACUAGAGUAUAGCAGCAUCUCCCCCGUAUCUAACCUUUACUGUCCAGCUUGGGUCCAAUGGGUUUCACUGACUCCGUGCACCACUAAGUUGUAUCUCAUUUCCGUUGCUAGUUGACCGAUCUUCUCGGUCUCCCACAUUGUCCGGACGUUCCAUGUACCUAUAAAAAAUUGUUCUGGUUGGUAGAAAGGGCAUCAUCUUCGUGACUGCCGAAGACUCGGUUUUCAUAAUGAGGCGUCAUAAUUCUUCCUUUAACUUGGAGGACAGAGUUUAAAUGGUUUAAUUUGUUUAAUCUGGUUAGCGUUUUUUAGUAAGAUUUUUUUCCACAGGAUGGGGUUGCGAACCGUAUGAGCUACAGGCGGAGUAUUUAUACUAGCCACUAUUAAGUUGUUUUCGUGAGUUCAUGUACUUUAUUUUCAUUUUUAUUUAGAAAACUGAUUAUCAAGCGGUCUUGUCAAUAUCCAUGCUUACUAAGAUAAAAGAAAUAUGUAAUCAAGUUUCCCAAACCACAACAGUUUAUCCAGCUUUGAUUUAUAGCACUAUGAAAUUCCUUUUGAUUUUACUAUCCACUGCCUAUUUGCAUAUCGUCUUACUUUAAUGUAAUCACAAUUUUAAACAAGUCUUAAUAGAAGUUUCUAUUGAACCCGUAGUGUUCCCAAGACUUUUAUACUGCUAAUUUAUAUCCCGAGCAUUUAAGACCUAACAAUUCUUAAUAUACAUUAUCGACAAACAAAAAAUCUUUGUAAGUCUUCAGUUCCUGCUUCCUGAGGAAUCAGUCUUA
Molecule: messenger RNA, 9801 nt
Organism: Schistosoma haematobium
Lineage: Eukaryota; Metazoa; Platyhelminthes; Trematoda; Strigeidida; Schistosomatidae
Product: Eukaryotic elongation factor 2 kinase
Exons: 4
Coding region: 1769-3181 (470 amino acids)
Biological process (GO): protein phosphorylation
Molecular function (GO): elongation factor-2 kinase activity; ATP binding; protein binding
Source: RefSeq, a predicted model, not a curated record